Molecule: messenger RNA, 1416 nt
Organism: Cucurbita maxima (winter squash)
Lineage: Eukaryota; Viridiplantae; Streptophyta; Magnoliopsida; Cucurbitales; Cucurbitaceae
Product: probable protein phosphatase 2C 41
Exons: 6
Coding region: 244-1308 (354 amino acids)
Biological process (GO): protein dephosphorylation
Molecular function (GO): protein serine/threonine phosphatase activity
Source: RefSeq, a predicted model, not a curated record
UAAAGAUCGCUUCGGAAUAUACAAGUGAGGGAGAGACGGAAAGAUGGAGAAUCAACGAACGCAAAGCUUCGAGUUUCCAAGUAGAAAUCUGCUCUCGCCGGGAAGUGUCCGAUUCCGGCCGGAGGCAAUUAUUUUCAAGAGGUUGUUUCAAACUUCAGCCAUAUAAACUUGCCGUAUACUUAAACGAUUCCGGCGGCACUUCAGAUUUGGUCGGGUUUGAAUUUGAACUGUGAGGCUUGACUGAUGGUGCUGUUUCCGGGAGUUAUUGAAGGAAUGGUCAGAAACAUGUCGAUAAAGAAAAAGAGUAAUGAAGACGGCGAGAAAGAAGCGGCUCGAGAAAUGGCGAAAGAGGCGAAAAGGAACAAAUCCAUGAUUUGUUUAUCCGGAAGUGUUAAAACCAGCAAGUUUGAUGAUAUGGCUUAUGUUUGCACGAAAAGAGGAAAUAAAGGAAUCAAUCAAGAUUCUCUUGUUGUCUGGGAGGACUAUGGUUGCCAAGGAGACGUAGUUUUCUGUGGGAUCUUUGAUGGACAUGGUCCUUGGGGCCACAUGAUUAGCAAACAGGUCAGAAAGUCUCUGCCUGUUGAAUUGCUGACCAAUUGGCAGCAAAACCUUUCCAUGGAAGCCGACCAAAACCUUUUUCCUUUCAACAUAUGGAAGCAAUCUUGCUUAAAAUCAUAUGCCGCCAUUGAUGAGGAGCUCAAGCAACACCCUCGCAUUGAUUCCUUUUACAGUGGCACAACUGCUUUAACUGUGGUUAAACAGGGCCGACAUCUUGUGGUUGCAAAUGCUGGCGAUUCACGAGCUGUGUUGGCGGUAACUUCUGAUGACGGCUGCUUGAAACCAGUUCAACUCUCCGUUGAUUUCAAACCUAAUUUGCCUGAGGAAGCUGAGAGAAUAAAACAAUCGAGAGGGCGAGUGGUAUGCUUAAAGGACGAGCCGGGGGUCUACAGAGUGUGGACUCCCAACUCGGGCACGCCAGGUUUGGCCAUUUCCAGAGCUUUCGGCGAUUACUGCACCAAGCAGUACGGCCUCAUUUCUGUGCCUGAUGUUAGCCACCGAACCAUUACCUCUGGAGAUCAGUUCGUCAUUGUGGCCACCGAUGGGGUAUGGGACGUCAUGUCGAAUCAAGAAGCAGUUCAUAUAGUUUCUUCAACGUCAAAUAGGGAAAUGUCGGCCAAAAAACUAGUGGACUGUGCUGCUCGUGCAUGGAAAUCAAAGAAACGAGGCAUUGCAAGAGACGACAUGUCGGCUAUUUGCCUCUUUUUUAAUGCUUCCCCCACAAAAAAUGAUCUAGACGUAAAUAUAUAGGUAUAAUAUAAGACUCAUUUUCCUUGUGUGUGGAUUAAAUAUUCUCUUCAUAGCCUUUUGGACACUAUAAGGAUAGGAAUAUUUAUCAUAUAAGGUCUUAAAAGUUUA